UCGUCUCGCAGCUUCGCAACAUCAGCGCCCCUCAGCGCUGCGCCCAUCCCGCCUCGCACUGUCCCCACCUCGCAGCACAAAGCGGGCACUCGUCCACCCCGCAAUCUCGUGGAACAAGUGACCAAGUACCCUCGCCACCCUCUCAACGCUUUUUUCCACUUCCAAGAGCAGCCAGUCUCGCCAGACUCCAAGGAAAAGAUUGCAGUCCCCACCACGGUGGUUGAGGGGCUCGACCUCUCCCUCCGUCCACAGGGUGAUGGAUCCUCGCGCUCUUGGAGGGCUUCGGAGAUGAGGAGGAAGAGCAGCCUGGAAUUGCACCAGCUGUGGUACGUCUGUGCUAUGGAGCGUAAUAGGCUUGCGACCAAGAUCGCAGAGUAUACGAGGUUGGAGGCGGGCAAUAUUGCCAAGGGGAUGGCAGAGAGCGUCAUUGGAAGGGCGGCCAAGCUCCGCAAGUCUCAAGGUCGUAUCAAGCUCGUCCUCAACGAGCGUCGUCUUGCCCUCCUCGAGGCGCAGAACCUUGCCCGG
Molecule: messenger RNA, 525 nt
Organism: Jaminaea rosea
Lineage: Eukaryota; Fungi; Basidiomycota; Exobasidiomycetes; Microstromatales
Exons: 2
Biological process (GO): mitochondrial translation
Cellular component (GO): mitochondrial large ribosomal subunit; mitochondrial ribosome
Molecular function (GO): structural constituent of ribosome
Source: RefSeq, a predicted model, not a curated record